Oryzias latipes (Japanese medaka) is the source of this 4294-nucleotide messenger RNA. NCBI's taxonomy places the organism in Eukaryota, Metazoa, Chordata, Actinopteri, Beloniformes, Adrianichthyidae. The record is from RefSeq and is a predicted model, not a curated record.
AGGUGCACUUUGGAGAGCACUUUGGUGGUCUGCUGCGGCAAUACCAAAUCCAGGUGCAUGACUGUACACGGAUCUACUGCAUCUUUUUCAUAGAGGGAAGUGUCACCAUCAUGGGCCAAGAUUUGCUGCUGGGUAACAGUCUUCGAAACCCCUUGGCAUUGAAAACCUAAAAUGGGGAGAAGACUGUCUGCAGAGCUACAAGCUGAGCUCUAAUCAUUAAGAGGAAUCCCUUCUUCUUUUCCCACUCACAUUUGGCCUGCUUACCCUUCAAUUACAGCUCUUCCAGUCUGAAUUUGAACUGCUGCUUUCUCUGCUCACCUCUUUAUUAUUUUCAUUUUUCUACUGAGGUGAAAUCAAACCCUUCUAUUCCAAAUCAUGGCCAGUCCAUUCUGUUUGUCCUUCCUAUCCCCCUCCAUGUUUCUUUCUCUCCUAUUUCCAGCACUGUUACUCCUUCACCUGCCUGGUACAGUGAAAGGGGACUGCUGGCUGAUAGAGGGAGAUAAAGGUUACGUUUGGCUGGCUAUCUGUAGUCAGAACCAGCCUCCAUAUGAGACCAUCCCUCAGCACAUCAACAGCACGGUUCAUGACCUGAGACUGAAUGAAAACAAGCUCAAGGCAGUUCUUUUUACCUCCAUGUACCGCUUCACUAACUUAACUGACCUCAAUCUAACCAAGAAUGACAUUAGUUACAUUGAGGAUGGAGCCUUUGCUGGACAAGCCAAUCUGCAGGUUCUUCAGCUAGGCUACAACAAACUAACCAACCUGACAGAAGGCAUGUUGAGAGGUUUAGGUCGGAUGCAGUGCCUCUUCUUACAACACAACCUCAUUGAGGUCAUUGCCACCAAUGCCUUCUGGGAGUGCCCUAACCUCAGUAGCCUGGACUUAUCUUCUAAUAAGCUGGCUCGUCUUGACCCAUCGACCUUUACUGUCCUCAGCAGGCUCAUGGUCUGUGAAUUGGGAGGCAAUCCGUUCCACUGUGGCUGUGAUCUCUACAGUUUUCUUACUUGGCUGGAGGAAUUUAACAAUGUCACCCACACCUAUGAUCGUCUCCAGUGUGAAACUCCACCAGAAAUGAAUGGCUAUCCACUACUGAGCCCAUUGCCUGGGCAUGGCAGAAACGCUCGUUACAUUCUUCUAUCUGUCUGCCGUGAUGGGGUAAUUAUUCCAGGGAUGACUUCCCAAAUGCCAGACCAAGAUGGCUCAGGCUUGGGUUUGGAUAAUUCAGACCAAGGUCUGUAUCAUCAACCAACCAUUUCAUCCACUGCUGACCUCAGCUAUAAAAAACAGAUUUCUUUGGAGCUCGAUACAGUUACAUCCUUUUCUGCAUCUCUGAAAGUUCAGAUUCCAGAGCCACAUAGUAAGAUGUACAUUUUGUCUCAGUAUAACCAAACCUAUGCUGAAGACAUCAAGCCCCUUAAAAAAAAUAAGGAGAUUGUAACUUUGGACAAGUUGAAACCACACACCAAUUACACAGUCUGUGUGGUCUCUGCAAGGAAAUCUCAGCGCUACAACCAUACUUGUUUGCCAUUUACCACAAAAACUAAGGGGCCAGAGGACCAGCGAGCUAAUCCAUCCACUACAACCCACUACAUCAUGACCAUCUUGGGAUGCUUGUUUGGCAUGGUCAUUGUGCUUGGAUUUGUUUAUUACUGCCUUAGAAGACGACGCAUUCAGGAAGAAAAAGAAAAAGCUAUAAGUGUGAAGAAAACCAUUUUGAAAAUGAGAUACGGUCCAGAGGCAGCUGCUGCAGUAGCCAAUGACCCAGAGGCUAUUCAACGUCUGCAAGAGCAAGCUAACCACCAUCAUCGCCAUUUGGGAGGAGCAGGAGGUAAACUACCACCAUCUGCUUCUUCUAGCACUGGGAUGCUCCAUGGAUCAACCAACACCAGCUCUUCCCGCCUUUCCACCUUACCCCAAGCGGAAAAGAUAGCCACUGCCUUCUCUGAAGGGAUUGAUGGGAAGGGCAAUUACAUGGAUGUUCGGACAACAGUAAAUGCAGUUGCAGGUAGAGAGGGACUAGUGCCUGCUGGAGGCCCAGGAGUGGGAGGGGAAGUUGAAGUGAACAUGAGGAGUGGGGCUGAAAAUGGGACAGAAGGCGGGGAUGACUCGGAUGAUGAGGGCGGCGGCUCAGGAUCAGAGAUAUCCACAAUCGCAAAGGAAGUGGAUAAAGUGAACCAGAUAAUCAACAACUGCAUUGAUGCCCUUAAGCUUGAUGCCUCAUCAAAUGCUGUGAACAUUGCAGACAGUACUAACUCUUUGUCAUCCCAACCUCCUUGCUUGCCAACCCUCCCGCGUAAUCUCUUGCCCCUUUCUCCAGGCAACGUUGGAGAUCAGAUCAUGGCAUCUUCUCCAAAGGUGAAUCUGAAGUCCCAGCCUCACCCUCUGCCUCAGUCACAUCUUCAGUCACAACUUCAGACCCAUCCUCAGCCACAUCCACAGCUACUUCAGCAGCCUCAUCCCCCUUCCAUGGCCCCAGUGCCCUUGGUUAUGCCCUUGUCUGAACGGCCCGGCAUCAGUGGUGGGGGGUUUCUCACCCCUCCCUACCGUGACCCUCCCCCAGCUAAUGCAGUGCGGCCCCUUCAGAGGCAGCUAAGUGCAGACACAGCAGUGGUGAAGAACCGAUGUGGUCCACCUACUCCAGGACUGGUCAAGAGCUCGAGAGUAUUCAGUGUGGAUCUCCCUGAACAUCGUGGUGACCCACCCAAGUACCCAACAGAGAAAAGCAGCCCUAUAGGUUGUGGUGGAGGAGGUGGUAGUGGAGGGGGUGUAGAUUGUGGAAUAGGGGGCUGUAAUGGCAAUGGGAAGGGAAAGAUAAACAGUGAUGGGUUGAGUUUAAAUGGCAGUGGCAUGGGAUGUACGAGUGGAAAUGGAGAUGGGGUUGUGGGGCCUGGACAGCAGCAACACCACUUGGAAGUUCAACCAGAUUACCACAGCUCUGAGCAUCGACACUCCUUUCCUGCCCUCUACUGUGAGGGGGGAAAUGAUUCACCCUCACCUGACCAAAAAGCUUCAUUCCUUAAACCAUUAGGGCGAGGCAAGAGGGAUGCCACAGCGGCCUACUCUCAGCUCUCACCUUCUCGUCACCACAAUUACAACUCUGGAUACUCUUCAAGUCCAGAGUAUUCCUCUGAGAGCACAUUGCGCAUCUGGGAGCGAUUUCGACCAUACAAGAAAAGCCCCAGAGAGGAAGCAUCCUUCAUAGCAGCAGGCCACGCUCUGCGUAAAAAGGUGCAGUUUGCCAAGGAUGAGGAUCUUCAUGAUAUUUUGGACUAUUGGAAGGGUGUCUCUGCCCAACAAAAGCUCUGAGCAGAAAAAUCAAAGUGGAAUUUUCUUUGGGAGAUUCUAAACAAGCAUCAAGAGCUGACUAUACAUUAAUGUAGCAUGACAGACAAAAAUGUUUCUUCAAAUGUGUCUAGUACCAUGGGUCAUUUGGCUGCUGAACCCUGAAUUAAAGAGCUAUUCUCUUUGGUUAAUAUUUAAAAUUUUGUAUUUGACGGUUUGUCUACAUUUUAAUUGGUUGUUCCCUAAAUAGGUGUUUGUCACUGAGAGAUAAUUAACAAGAAUCAAGCUGUUCACCAGCCUGCCUCAUGCUGGGCACUUUGGUCUUCACAGGCUCCACAAAACUGCUGUCUCUCUGCUAAUGAGCAAAGUUAAGUUAGUUGACAAGAAAGUCUCUUCUUCCUCAUUACUGACUCACCAGAGUCCAGCUAUCUUACUACAACAGCCCCAUUCCUGACUUAAUUCUUGGUUCUGUUUCUAUUUUGCCACUGUUCAUAACAGUCAUUCUGUGGCACCGCUUGCACCUGCUCUGCUACAGAUGCACCAUUUAGGGCGAUAAUGAGUGUGCAGGAUGAGAAAUUAGGUGCAUCAGUAUUAGAACAGCAUGAAUCAUCCUCUUUGGGGGAAGCAUUAAAUUAUACUUAUCAGGCUAAUUGUUCUCCCUGGCAAUUAGCCAGUGUAUGAGAAGGUCAGAGAGUGCCUUUGUUGAGCAUUAUUAUUGAUUUGAAAUACCUAACUACAUAUGCUCAUUGUUUGGUGGGCAUGUAGUUUCUGAAUGCUAGCAUCAGUGACUACAUGUGGGUGGGGAAGUGGGGUUUGGCCUGAGUCAUUUAUUAUUCUCAGGCUCUUUAAGAGCAAACUAUGGUAGACAACCUAUAGGUAUCAUAUAUAACAAGCCAGUUCAAGGAUGUUCAGUGUCUGUGUGCCGGGUAAAAUAUUUUAAGGGUUUUGACCAGCCAGCACAUGUAAAAAAAAGAGAAAGCAAUUUGUUGUAAAAAUAAAUUAUGAUACCUAA